AUGGACGAUCUGCAGAACUACAAAUUACAAUUGCAGCAGGUUGAAGCUGCAUUGACAACCGACCCUACAAAUGAAGAGUUGAUGAAACUUAAAAUAGACCUCGAGGAAGUUAUCGAGCUGACCCGGGACCUGAUAAAGUCGCAGCAGCAGGAAAAAAAACAGUCAAAUGGCAUGGACCCGAAGGACCCGAUUUUGCUGGCUGUUUUGGCGAACAAAUGGAAACCUGGUGAAGAGUGUAUGGCUCCCUGGAGCGAGGACGGAAAAUACUAUGAAGCGACUAUCGACGCAAUUAAUGAAGACGGACUAGUAAACAUAACAUUUAAGGAAUAUAAAAACACGGAUGUUACAAUGUUGAAUCAAUUAAAGUCAGUUGCUAAAAGACCAGCAUCUGACUGGGCUGAUCAAAAAUCCAAAAAAAUACAAGCGGCAGCGGCAGCUGGAGCGGAUCCGAACAAACAACGGGAAUAUUUGAAAAAGAGAAAGCAAAGAAAAUUACAGCGUUUCAAGGAAUUGGAAGAGGAACGGGAACAGGAAAAAAAUAAAUGGCUGGCAUUUACAACUAAAUCGGCCAAAAAGGGAGUUGUUAAAAAAAGUAUAUUUGCAACACCAGAGAAUGUGAAUGGACGAGUGGGAAUCGGAACUUGCGGAGUCAGCGGUAAAGAAAUGACUAAAUUUAGUAAUGGUGAAAAAUGGAGGCGUGGAGCUUAA
Cotesia congregata is the source of this 708-nucleotide messenger RNA. NCBI's taxonomy places the organism in Eukaryota, Metazoa, Arthropoda, Insecta, Hymenoptera, Braconidae. The record is from the annotation of a GenBank genome assembly.